GUGAUCGCAGACUGGAGUGUUUGAACUGCCCUCUCCGUCCCACAAUGCAUCGCGGCACUCGGCCUUUGAAAAACCGGCGCGGCUAAUUCAAGAUGGCGGAGCUCGAGCAGCUGUUAGACGAGAGCUCUUCAGCUAAAGCCCUUGUCAGUUUAAGAGAAGGAAGUUUGUCUCAUACUCUAAAUGAAAAGAACAAUUUACCAAAAUCUCAGACCACCAGAGGACGGAGCAGUUACGUUUCUGUGGAAACGCCAACAAGGAGCUCAAAGAGGAGUCGACUGUCGUGUGAGGAUGAGGAGCGGCCGCUCGCCUCCAGAUCUCCCAGGAGAAGCCAGAGGGUCACCACUGUGCCUCAGAAACUUACAAAUGUUACAACACCAGACAAAAAGGCUUCACAGAAAAUUGGACUGAGACUAAGAAACUUGCUCAAACUUCCUAAAGCACACAAAUGGUGCAUCUAUGAAUGGUUCUACUCAAAUAUUGACAGGCCUUUAUUUGAAGGAGACAAUGACUUUUGCCUGUGUCUGAAGGAGUCUUUUCCCAAUCUAAAGACCAGAAAGUUGACAAGAGUUGAAUGGGGAACAAUCAGAAGACUUAUGGGCAAACCUCGAAGAUGUUCCUCAGCAUUCUUCGCCGAAGAGCGAAUGGCUCUGAAACAGAAGAGGCAGAAGAUGCGUCUCCUGCAGCAGAGGAAAAUCACAGAUAUGUCUCUAUGCAAAGACCUGCCAGAUGAGAUCCCCUUGCCCUUGGUCAUUGGCACCAAAGUCACAGCUCGUCUUAGAGGUGUCCACGAUGGCCUGUUUACUGGUCAAAUUGAUGCAGUAGAUACCAGUGCAGCAACGUAUCGCGUGACCUUUGACAGAAAUGGGCUUGGCACACACACUGUUCCUGACUACGAAGUGCUUAGUAAUGAACCUCAUGAGACGAUGCCCAUAUCAGCUUUUGCUCAGAAACAGCGGCCACCUCGUUUCCAGAACUUUCUGACCCCACCCCGCGGGUCUUAUCCCGGCUCAACCCAGUCCAUCUUAAUGGAUAAUGACCCUCUGUUCAGUCAGUCCCCCUGGAGAAGUAAACUAACAGGAACUGAUGGAGAGACACUGGGUGGCUUUCCUGUCAAAUUUCUUGUGCAAGUGACACGCCUGUCCAAAAUCCUCAUGAUUAAAAAAGAACAUAUAAAGCAUUUGAAGGAGAUGAACACAGAAGCUGAGAAGCUGAAGUCUUAUUCCAUGCCGAUUGGGUUGGACUUGCAGAAGAGAUAUGCCACAACAGUCCUGGACCUGGAACAGCUUAAUAAAGACCUCAACAAAGUCCUUCAUGAAGUACAGCAGUUUUGCUAUGAGCUGGCUCCAGAUCAAGGCAUGCAGCCUGCAGAUCAGCCCAGUGAGUUGCGACGGCGCUGUGAAGAAGAGGCGCAGGAAGUUGUGCGUCAGUGUAAUGCAUUGCCUGAAGGAGAACAGCGUGUCCAGAACCCCAGCCUCACCCAACUCGUCUCUCAUCUCACGGCACUCCUCCUGCAGAUCAGGUGUUUAGCCGAAGGGGGAGACCUAAAUUCGUUUGAAUUCAAAUCGCUCACAGACUCUCUGAAUGACAUAAAGAGCUCAAUAGAUGACUCCAACCUCAGUUGUUUUCAGGAUAAUGUGGAGAUCCAUGUAGCACAUAUACAGAGCGGUCUGAGCCAGCUGGGUAACCUCCAUGCUUUCUCUGCCAACAACACAAACACAACGUGACUGAAAUAAACUUGCACACCUCCCGGGAAUCCCAUCUCAUAUCAGACAGCAACUCACCUCUUCAGUUCACCACUUUGUUAUUUUGUGUUCAUUCUGAAAUAACAGUAACUUUACCUGCACAAGCAGUGCUAAAAUUCCAUGCCUGAAGACGCCAAAGUUGUCUGAAGAUUUUCAACUAGCUGGCAAAAAAAAAGUAGAGUGUGAAGUUGUUUUGUAGAUGUAACUGUUUUACAUUAUUUCAGAUGUUGCUCACACUCAAUUUGGUGCAGUUUGUUUUGACUGAAACUGUUUUGUGUAAUUUUAUUUCCUCUGUCUCUUUCACCAAGUGCAUAGCUUUGAGUGCCCUGAGAGAUGAGGUACUGUUCUGUCUGUUUUAAACUGUUCUGUAUGUUUUAAAUAUGUACAUUGUAGAUAACUGUACAGUUCACUCAAACUAUAUCAAUAAAUUGAUCAUAUAUA
Carassius gibelio (silver crucian carp) is the source of this 2183-nucleotide messenger RNA. Its product is annotated as protein lin-9 homolog. NCBI's taxonomy places the organism in Eukaryota, Metazoa, Chordata, Actinopteri, Cypriniformes, Cyprinidae. Bases 93 to 1724 code for a protein of 543 amino acids. Gene Ontology annotation, molecular function: DNA binding. Gene Ontology annotation, cellular component: transcription repressor complex; nucleoplasm. The record is from RefSeq and is a predicted model, not a curated record. Gene Ontology annotation, biological process: DNA-templated transcription; regulation of cell cycle; regulation of transcription by RNA polymerase II. The transcript has 15 exons.